CCCCUUCGUGGCGACCGCUGCAAACUGCACUCUGUUUACGGUCACCUUGGCAACUAUCACUUCUGGUGCUGGUCACGAUCAGAAAAGUUCCCGAAAGUGGCUGCAAAUGUUAUAAAUUACUCCAUAUUGUUUGGGAUAAUCAAGAUUAGAAAUGGAUACGUCGGUGGUGCUGCCCGUUGAAGCUGAGGGGUUUAUUCAAAGUCUGAAAACUUUCUCUCUCAAAGAUGUGGGCUCUGCGAGGUGGUUCAGACAACAUGAGUAUAUUGAGAAACUAAACAUGCAGGCCAUACUGAAUGCUUCGGCCAUGCACGAUGAGUUUGUCAAGGAGCUCCUGGUGUCCUUCGGAAAGAUACCUGUCCUGGUCCAUGAGAUGAUCCUUUCGGAGGUGUGGAAGCAGAAAGUGUUCCCUAUCUUAUGCCAGCUGCAAGACUUCAACCCUAAGAGCACCUUUCAUCUCUACAUGCUGAUCCACCAUGAAGCUACAAUCAUUAACCUGUUUGAAACAAUAUUGUUUCAUAAGGAUUCAUGUGAGGCAGCUGAUGAUUCUCUUCUUGACUUGGUGGAUUACUGCCAUCGUAAACUCACUCUGCUGGCCAGCGAAGCAACCAAGGACUAUGCUGUGGUUAAUGAUCGACAGAUGUCCUCUAUAGAGGAGCUGCAGGCGCAGAGUGUUGCACUGGAGUUUGAAAUCUCUCUGAAAGCUGUAUCUGUGCUGAGCUACAUCGCAAAUCACACUGACAGCAUUAGCGUCAUCAAUCGUAUGCUUUGCACGCACAAUAUGCCUUGUCUGCUGGUUCAGCUGAUAGAGUCCUGCCCUUGGAGUCGGAACAAAAAAGGUGAAGUAGAAAAGUACAUUAAUGGCAAAUGGCAGAGGAUUCCUGCUGAGGACCAUUUGAAGAUGACCAAACUUGACGGCCAAGUCUGGCUGGCUCUUUACAGUUUGAUACUAAAGGAAGACUGCCAUAGGAAAUACGACUUCAACAAUUUUAACAAGAACCAGCUUCUAAAGCUCAGGGGUUUCUUGACAGACGUGCUGAUCGAUCAGUUACCGAACCUGGUUGAGCUUCAGCGCUUCCUGGCUCAUCUUGCUGUUACAGACCCAGCCCCGCCAAAGAAAGAGCUCAUUUUGGAACAGAUCCCAGAAACGUGGAGCCAGAUUGUCAGAGACAAUUCCGGGAAGUGGAAAGCAAUAGCUAAAUAUCAGGUCAAAGAAACGUUCAGCCCAUCUGACAGUGACUUGCAACAACAGGCCCAGAGGUUGGCCCGAACAUACGACUUGGCUGUGAUGGAGCGUUUGCUCCCAGAGAAACCAAAGUGUGGAUCCUGUGGUAAAGAAGCUUCAAAGAAAUGCUCUCGGUGCCAGGGAGAGUGGUACUGUAACAGACAAUGUCAGGUAAAGCACUGGCCUAAACACAAGAAGGCUUGUCAGCUCAUGACUGAGACCAUGGAGAAGAUCCAGGGGGACCUGCAGAUAAAGAGCUGAGAUUAACUGGAGGCCAAUGAAAGGAACAAACAUAUAAAGACAUAAAGCAUCUGCCUCUGUAUGAUGCUGAAACAUAACAUUUUAUUUGAACAUUUGUCCUAUGCAGAAAUCCCUGAAAUGCCCUUAGAGAUUAUUAUAGGAUGUAGUGUUUUGGUUUUAAAUGUGUUGUAAUAAAGAUUUAAACCUGUUUGUU
Girardinichthys multiradiatus is the source of this 1676-nucleotide messenger RNA. RefSeq names its product zinc finger, MYND-type containing 10 (gene zmynd10). Lineage: Eukaryota; Metazoa; Chordata; Actinopteri; Cyprinodontiformes; Goodeidae. Gene Ontology annotation, biological process: inner dynein arm assembly; motile cilium assembly; outer dynein arm assembly. The record is from RefSeq and is a predicted model, not a curated record. Gene Ontology annotation, cellular component: centriolar satellite; cytoplasm. The transcript is spliced from 12 exons. Bases 152 to 1483 code for a protein of 443 amino acids.